AUGGUCCUCGCCGGGCUCCGCUCCAGCCCGCGCAGGCCCGGAUCAGGAAAGAGGCUCGGCUCGGGGCAGUCCAGAGUUCCUAUUGGAGGAAACCUGGAGAGGGGCGGGGCGAGGGGCGGGGUAAGGCGAGCCUCCGGCGAGGGCGCCCCCUUGCGGAAACUCGAGGCUAUUUUUGUCGUGGGAGAGGGCAGAUGGCAGCAUGGAGAGCAGAAGUCCUUCCACCCACUUAAUGGCUAUGGGCCAAGGAUUGUGGGAGAAUGGAGUGACCUGGAUCAUCUGGCUAAUGAGAACUUCGAGUCUGAGGCCCCAAAGGAGCCUCGCGCUCGCUCGUCCGCACCAACGCGGCUUCGGCCAGAGUCAGUUCCUGGUGGACCCAUGUGGAGAUGGGACCCCCAGAUCCAUCCCAUCCUGGGAGUCACAGAAGCCUUUAAGAGAGACACCAACAGCAAGAAGAUGAAUCUGGGCGUGGGUGCCUACCGGGAUGAUAAUGGAAAACCUUACGUGCUUCCUAGUGUCCAAAAGGCAGAGGCCCAGAUUGCUGCAAAAAAUUUGGACAAAGAAUACCUGCCCAUCGGAGGUCUGGCCGACUUCUGUAAAUCGUCUGCGGAACUAGCCCUGGGCGAGAACAAUGAAGUGUUGAAAAGUGGCCGGUAUGUCACCGUGCAGACCAUUUCUGGAACUGGGGCCUUACUCGGAGCCAGCUUUCUGCAAAGGUUUUUUAAGUUCAGCCGAGAUGUCUACCUGCCCAAACCAUCGUGGGGGAACCACACCCCAAUCUUCAGGGACGCUGGCAUGCAGCUCCACGGUUACCGCUACUAUGAGCCCAAGACAUGCGGCUUUGACUUCACAGGUGCUCUCGAGGACAUUUCAAAAAUGCCACAGCAGAGUGUCCUCCUCUUGCAUGCCUGUGCCCACAACCCCACGGGCGUGGACCCUCGUCCUGAGCAGUGGAAGGAGAUUGCAACAGUGGUAAAGAAAAAUAACCUCUUUGCCUUCUUCGACAUGGCCUACCAAGGCUUUGCCAGUGGUGAUGGUAACAAGGAUGCUUGGGCCGUGCGCCACUUCAUUGAGCAGGGCAUCAACGCUUGUCUCUACCAGUCCUAUGCCAAGAACAUGGGCGUAUAUGGGGAGCGUGUGGGGGCCUUUACUGUGGUCUGCAAAGAUGCUGAUGAAGCCAAAAGGGUGGAGUCACAGUUGAAGAUCUUGAUUCGUCCCAUGUACUCUAACCCCCCUGUCAACGGCCGGAUCGCUGCCACCAUCCUGACCACUCCUGACCUGCGCAAGCAAUGGUUGCAAGAAGUGAAGGGCAUGGCUGACCGUAUCAUUAGCAUGCGGACUCAGCUGGUCUCCAACCUCAAGAAGGAGGGCUCCUCCCACAAUUGGCAGCACAUCACUGAUCAGAUUGGCAUGUUCUGCUUCACAGGGCUAAAGCCUGAGCAGGUGGAACGGCUGACCAAGGAGUUCUCCAUCUACAUGACGAAGGAUGGCCGCAUAUCCGUUGCAGGGGUCACCUCCGGAAACGUGGGCUACCUUGCCCAUGCCAUUCACCAGGUCACCAAGUAACGUCUUUGCUCGCAGGGGAGCGAGCCCAGCCUCUGCCACCCGGAGAGUCCCACAGAGAAGAGGGAUUGGUGGGGAGUGGCUCGGCUCCUUCCUCUCGGCCAGAACUCGGCACUCAGCGCUUGAAUGGGGUUCUCCGAAAAGAACUUGUAGUGGAAUAGGGCAGCGACAGCUCCUGGCUGGGUCUGGAACUUUGUGGCACUAAACCAAACUCCUUCCUCAUACUUUUAUCUCUAGCUUUCCCGAAAGAGUUUACAUGUACGAGAAAGUCAUAUUCCCCACC
Molecule: messenger RNA, 1843 nt
Organism: Suncus etruscus (white-toothed pygmy shrew)
Lineage: Eukaryota; Metazoa; Chordata; Mammalia; Eulipotyphla; Soricidae
Product: aspartate aminotransferase, mitochondrial-like
Biological process (GO): biosynthetic process; L-aspartate catabolic process
Cellular component (GO): mitochondrion
Molecular function (GO): pyridoxal phosphate binding; L-aspartate:2-oxoglutarate transaminase activity
Source: RefSeq, a predicted model, not a curated record